ACUCUUUUAUUGACGCUCUCUCGAAUCUCCUAAAGCUCUUUCUACGUUGGUCUCUCGGUUAUCGUUGCCCUUUCCUCCAAGCAAACACCACAACACAAACCUCUCUUUUUCUCCCGCUCGAUCGCGCCAACAACCAGAAGCUCCUCCAAAUUAUGCCGACAGUGAGUGUGAAAUGGCAAAAAGAGCUAUACCCAGCAGUGGAGAUAGAUACAACCCAGCCUCCAUAUGUUUUUAAAUGUCAGUUGUAUGACCUCACAGGGGUACCACCUGAAAGGCAAAAGAUAAUGAUGAAAGGUGGAUUAUUAAAGGACGACUCUGAUUGGUCGAAAUUAGGGGUUAAAGAGGGUCAAAAGUUAAUGAUGAUGGGAACUGCUGAUGAGAUUGUAAAGGCUCCAGAGAAGGGCCCUGUUUUCAUGGAGGACCUUCCGGAAGAAGAACUAGCAGUUGCUGUGGGGCAUUCUGCUGGAUUAUUCAAUCUGGGAAAUACCUGUUACAUGAAUUCCACCAUGCAAUGUUUGCAUUCAGUUCCAGAGCUUAAAUCUGCUUUGAUUGAGUAUCCCCAAUCUGGCAGAAGCAAUGAUUUAGAUCAGUCUUCUCAUCUUUUGACUGUUGCAACACGAGAUUUAUUUAGUGAGCUUGAUAAAAAUGUCAAGCCAGUUGCACCUAUGCAGUUUUUGGUGGUAUUGCGGGAAAAGUAUCCUCAAUUUGGUCAGCUGCAUAAUGGAUCCUUCAUGCAACAGGAUGCUGAAGAAUGCUGGACACAGAUUUUGUAUACUCUAUCUCAAGCUCUUAGAUCUCCAGGUUCCAGUCAAAGUAUCGAUACAGUGAAGGGACUUUUUGGCAUUGACCUUGUUAGCAAGGUGCAUUGUGCUGAGAGUGGUGAAGAAAGUUUAGAAACAGAGUCAAUUUAUUCUCUUAAAUGCCACAUAUCACAUGAAGUCAAUCAUUUGCAUGAGGGGCUGAAACAUGGGCUGAAAUCAGAGCUAGAAAAGGCUUCUCCUUCUUUGGGUCGAAGUGCAGUUUACUUGAAGGAUUCACGCAUUAAUGGAUUACCAAAGUAUUUGACUAUUCAAUUUGUGCGAUUUUUCUGGAAGAGGGAAUCGAAUCAGAAAGCAAAGAUUUUGAGGAAAGUGGAUUAUCCAUUGGAGUUGGAUAUUUUUGAUCUUUGUUCAGAUGAACUUCGCAAAAAACUGGAAGCUCCUCGUCAGAUGUUAAGAGAGGAAGAUGGUAGAAAGGCUGGUUUGAAACUCAAAGAAAAAACCCCUCCUGCUUCAACAGACAAUGAUGUUAAGAUGUCUGAUGCAGAGGGACCAUCAAAUGAAAGUGGAGAAGUAUCUAAAGCUGCUUCUGGAGAAGAUAAGAAAAAGCAGUUAACGGGAGUAUAUGAUUUGGUUGCUGUGCUGACUCAUAAAGGCAGAAGUGCAGAUUCAGGUCAUUAUGUUGCUUGGGUCAAACAAGAGAAUGGGAAAUGGAUCCAAUUUGAUGAUGAUAAUCCAAUCCCACAAAGGGAAGAAGAUAUAACAAAACUUUCUGGAGGAGGUGAUUGGCAUAUGGCUUACAUUUGCAUGUACAAGGCUCGCACCAUUGACAUUUGAGAUUUGAGAUUGAAAAUUAUACACGAGAGACUUGCGGUUUGAUGCAAUGUUGAUUGAUUCAUCUGUUUUGUGUUCUUUGAAUUCCAUGGAUAUAAUUAAUAGUUAUAGAGAUUAUAUUAGUAA
Molecule: messenger RNA, 1718 nt
Organism: Lactuca virosa
Lineage: Eukaryota; Viridiplantae; Streptophyta; Magnoliopsida; Asterales; Asteraceae
Source: the annotation of a GenBank genome assembly